GUUUGCGCCUGCGCAGUGGGCGCUGAGUCUGUAGACAGCUGCGCUGGGGACGCUACCGGAGUCGCCUGGCAACGAUGUCGCCUGGCAACUGAAUAGGUUGGCCACUGGCACGCGCUACUGGAAGCAGAAAGGGCUGCGGAGGCAGUGAGUGGUUUCUGCAGAACUUCAUUUGGAAAGGCCUCUGUCAUUGGGGAUAGGUGGCCCAUUUCCAGAACUCCAUGGAGUUUCCCGUUAACAUCAACACUACCCAGAUUACCACUGCCUAUGGCCAUCGGGCCCUGCCCAAGCUGAAGGAGGAGCUGCAGUCAGAGGACCUCCAGACGAGGCAGAAAGCCCUCAUGGCCCUGUGUGACCUCAUGCAUGACCCCGAGUGUAUCUACAAGGCCAUGAGCAUAGGCUGUAUGGAGAACCUGAAAGUUUUGCUGAAGGAUAGCAACAGCAUGGUGCGGAUAAAGACCACGGAGGUGCUCUACAUCACAGCGAGCCAUAGCGUGGGCAGAUACGCCUUUCUAGAGCACGACAUCGUCCUUGCCCUGUCCUUCCUGCUGAAUGACCUCAGCCCAGUCUGCCGGGGGAACCUGUACAAGGCAUACAUGCAGCUGGUCCAGGUGCCUAGAGGGGCCCAAGAGAUCAUCAGCAAGGGUCUGAUUUCCCCGCUGGUGUGGAAGCUGCAGGUGGAGCGGGAGGAGGAGUUCCAGGAGCUCAUCCUGGACACACUGGUCCUCUGCCUGCGGGAGGAUGCCACUGAGGCCCUGGGCAGCAACGUGGUGCUUGUCCUGAAGCAGAAGCUCCUCAGUGUCAACGAGAACAUCCGCAGCAAGGCUGCUCAUGCACUCCUUAAUGUCAGCAUAUCUCGAGAGGGCAAGAAACAGGUGUGUAAGUUUGACGUCAUCCCCAUCCUGGUGCAUCUACUGAAAGACCCGGUGGAGCAUGUGAAGUCUAAUGCCGCCGGGGCCCUGAUGUUCGCCACAGUGAUCACUGAAGAUGGUGUCAGAAGUGGGAUCCAAGCUAGAACUACUAGUGACCCCCAGAAGUGCCAAGUGAGCAGCAAGUUACCCACUGUGCCUGUUGUUUCCAUUGCUCUCUCACAGCAGCUGGGGAUCUUGGUAAGUUCUCCCUCAGAUUCUGAGGCUCCACGGAUUUGCGUUUUGAGCUCUCUGAGUUUUUUUGAACAAAUUUUUCAUCAACACUGGGUUUGGAAGUUCUGACAGAAACUGAACUGGAUCUACAAUUGGAUUGUAUCUGGUAAUUAACUGGCUUGGAUACAGUUAGGGGCCUCUUUUGUCUGAUUGGGUCAGAAAAAAGCCAGCAGCAGAUGGCAAUAUUGCAGGGCUGUAAACUUUGGCUUUUGGAAGUCCACAGGGAUUUUCGUGUUUUCUACUUCCUUUGUUUCUUUUUUCUUGUACACUUAGGUAUGGAAAAAAAUCACUGACAUAGUUGCUUGAGGGGACCUGAGAGCCAAAGUCAAUAUUUGAGGUAAAAAUGGGAUCCUUUAUU
This is a messenger RNA of Cercocebus atys (sooty mangabey), 1497 nucleotides long. RefSeq names its product radial spoke head 14 homolog (Chlamydomonas) (gene RSPH14). The transcript is spliced from 7 exons. Gene Ontology annotation, molecular function: protein binding. Bases 219 to 1208 code for a protein of 329 amino acids. NCBI's taxonomy places the organism in Eukaryota, Metazoa, Chordata, Mammalia, Primates, Cercopithecidae. The record is from RefSeq and is a predicted model, not a curated record.